AGAGUUUGUGGUUAUUUUGAUCUCCAGAGCUAGCUAGGCCAGAGGCAGAUGGGCAGAUACUUAGUAUUUUAAAAUAGUAAUAUCUAAUCGAAUCUUCAAGGAACGUUUCAAACCGACAGAAUGAGCAAGCACAGCCUUCUCCGUAUGAGCACCAGCAGACUAAGACCAUGGAUAGAAGGUUCUAAUCUCUAUCCGAGUGUACACCACACCACCAUUCGACCUGUGGCCUACACCCACUUGUCAUCGUACCCAACCAAUCUCCCCCUAAACUGGUCAUGUGAGAGUCACAUGAUGGACCAGAGUCGUCAUAUGAGCACUGACACUGGACAAGGGGACAGCCAGGGAGGAAAGAACAACAGACCAGUGUGUCCGCGAUGUGGAGAACCCUUUAAAGCCACCACCUCUACACUCACUCUGACACGGUUCCUGGAGUGUACUAACUGUCAGCACUUUUACCUUUUCAUGGCUGACAGUGAGGAAGAAAACAAUCACCAUGACAACCAGACAGAGCUGGAGCAGCUCCCCUCUCCAAAGGAGAUGUACGAGCACUUGGACAGCUAUGUGGUGGGUCAGACUCGAGCCAAGAAGGUGCUCUCUGUGGCCAUGUACAACCAUUACAAGAGGAUCCAGGCCAUGACCCCUAUCAAUCAAGGGGACAACGGAGGGACAGUGGAGCACCUCCAAUCCACACCUCCUGUCGGAACUAGUGCCUAUGCAAAGGGUCUCCUAGCUCAGGGUGUUGAUAUGUUACCUCAAGGGUACACGCCCACUUCCUACGGCACUAUGAUCGGGGAAAACAAGGAGGAAGAGUCUGUGUCCAUGGAGACCACCACAGACAGUGGGGUGCGACUGGACAAGAGCAACAUUAUACUACUCGGACCGACUGGGUGUGGUAAGACCCUGCUAGCCCAGUGCCUGGCCAAGUACCUGGAUGUUCCCAUGGUGAUCUGUGACUGCACCACCCUCACUCAAGCAGGCUAUGUGGGAGAUGACAUCGAGUCUGUCAUCAUAAAGCUGCUGCAUGAGGCUAAUUUCGAUGUCAGCAAAGCACAGAGAGGGAUCAUCUUCCUUGACGAGGUGGACAAGAUCAGUUGUGUGGCCGGGUUCCAUCAUCUUAGGGACGUGGGAGGAGAGGGGGUGCAACAGGGCCUCCUCAAGAUCCUAGAGGGAACUACCGUUCACGUCCCAGAGAAGAGCUCCACUCGCAAGUCCAAGGGGGAAACAAUCACCGUGGACACCACCAACAUCCUGUUUGUAGCCUCAGGUGCUUUUAAUGGACUGGAUAAAAUUGUGGCCAGAAGAAACAAUGAAAAGGUGAUAGGGUUUGGUGCACCGGCAGACUCCACUCCCCCCACACCUUCACACCCCCACACUCCCUCACUGCCCACCCCGAGCACUAGCACCAGUGAAGACACACAUCGUGAUAAGCUCCUCUCGGCAGUCGAGUCUCGGGACCUCAUGAGUUACGGAAUGAUCCCAGAAUUUGUGGGCCGGUUCCCUAUAUUAGUCAGUCUGGAGAGUUUAGACAAGGACUCGCUAGUGAGGAUUCUAACUGAGCCCACCAACGCCCUGGUACCACAAUACACCAAGCUAUUUGAGAUGGACAAGGUUGAGUUGGAGUUCUCAGAGGAGGCUCUGGAUGUCAUUGCAGAGCAAGCACAGGAGAAGAAGACUGGAGCCAGGGGACUUAAAGCCAUCUUGGAGACAAUUCUGCUGGACCCAAUGUUUGAGGUACCACGCUCUGACAUCACAUCAGUGCACAUCAAUAAGGAUACGGCCCUGGGAAAUGCCCUGCCCACGUACAAGCGUGUCACUGUAGCCCUUGACAACAUCAGAAAGAGUGAGGAUACAAAAGAGGAAUCCUCUGAAGAACCAUCGGCUGCAAAGCUGUGAGAUAGACUUUAUAGCCGUAAUCAGGUUAUGCUAUCAACAUUUAUUUAUUAUUUUUAGUCUUACGUAUUCUGUAUUAUUAUUAAAUAAUGAGUUUCUUUUAUAUUCAUUUACACUAUAGUAUAGGAUAUGUACAUGUUAAAAAUCACAUAUUCAUAAAAUA
Messenger RNA from Halichondria panicea, 2053 nucleotides. RefSeq names its product ATP-dependent Clp protease ATP-binding subunit ClpX-like. The record is from RefSeq and is a predicted model, not a curated record. NCBI's taxonomy places the organism in Eukaryota, Metazoa, Porifera, Demospongiae, Suberitida, Halichondriidae. The coding region runs from base 121 to 1893 and encodes 590 amino acids. Gene Ontology annotation, cellular component: mitochondrial matrix. The transcript is spliced from 11 exons. Gene Ontology annotation, molecular function: ATP hydrolysis activity; ATP binding.